Messenger RNA from Drosophila bipectinata, 734 nucleotides. RefSeq lists its product as uncharacterized. Gene Ontology annotation, molecular function: zinc ion binding. Lineage: Eukaryota; Metazoa; Arthropoda; Insecta; Diptera; Drosophilidae. The record is from RefSeq and is a predicted model, not a curated record.
AUGGCCGAGGAGAAGCACCGCAUGCUCUAUCAGGGCCAGGACUCUUCGCAGGACCUCUCCCAGCAUCCUCUGCAGACCCACCUACUGAAUCCGCCCCAGCGGUCGCUCUCCUACUCGCCCUCGGAGCCGCCCACCUACGAGGACGCCAUCGCCCCGCCGCAGGUGCUCGAGAGCUUCGGCUACACGCCGGACCGCCGCAGGACCUUCUACGCGGAGCCGCAGCACAUUUGGAGCCGGAUGGCCGAGCUGGCCGUGGAGGAGAUGCCCUUCAGCGAGGCCCUGGCCCAGCUGCAGACCAUUCCCGAGCAGGACGAGGAGCCGCCCGCCCUGCCGCCCAGGACGAUUCCCCCCGGCCAUCCGCCGCGUCUGCCCAUGCCGGAGGUGCGAGAUUUCUUCGCCCUGACUCCGCAGCCGAGGCUGGGCGCCCAGGCGGUGGACAUCAUGUGUCCUGCCUGCGGCGAUACGAUCAUCACGAAGGUGCGGAGGACUCCCAACUCGCGGACCAAUGCCCUGGCCGGCUGGCUCUGCACUUUCGGCUGGUGCUGCUGCGCCUGUGUGUGUCCCUACUUUCUCAACUGCUGCCGGACGACGAGCCACUACUGCCCCACCUGCAAGGUCUUCCUGGGCGCCCACUACCCCCAGGACCGCUGUCGCCACUAGGCAUCGGAUGGGUCUGAAACCUGGCGCGUCUGCCCCGUGUAUGUGUAAAUAAAUCCUCUCGAUACUGGUUCUGA